CCAGCAUAUGAGCAAGCCAAAUGCCACCAUAGCCUCUAGGAAGGAUCUAGAGAGGUUCCAUGAGAUGAAGAGCAAAAUAAGGAAAGAGAUGAAAACCCUCUACAAAACUGCAGAGAAUGCCUUCGCAGAAAUGGACUUCAACGGAAACGGAUAUGUAGAAGAAGAAAAUUUUUUCCAAACACUGCUGAGUUAUAAGCUACCUUACAGCCGUGAAGAGAUUCUGAAGCUCUUCGAGCACGAGAAGUGGUUUAUUAGAGCACCUGAGAAGAAAAUAGGUUAUGAGUUAUUUAAAUAAAUCCUUCUUCCCUCACAGCUUCAUCGGCGAAGAGCAAGAGGAAGAGAAAGACGAGAUUAACUUUGAGCAAAUCAGUGAUGACAAAGUAAAGUCAGAUAUUCUGGUAGCAAGAAUGAAGAAGAUAGAAGAACUUCUGAGGCAGAAGUUCUCCAACAACUGGACCUCCAUCAGAAAGGCCUUCCUUGAUAUUGACAUGGAUUAUGAUGGAUACAUCACUGCAGAAGAUAUUGCAAGACAGUUCGGGAAAGACAAUAAGAAACUUGACUUCAGAGAUCUUAGAACAUUAAUAAAGAACAGAGACUCAAAAAGGAAAGGAAAAGUUGAUUUUAAAGACUUCUGUAGAUGGAUGGGAGGAGCUAUUGAGCCAAGCGAGACCUUCUAUUUCAGACAUGACUCCUUGAAAAACCCUCAGUACGAAGAAAACUUAGUAAAACAGAAUAAGAGCAGUGGUGAAUCUAAGAAAAUCGUAUCAGAUAAAAUUAUGAAUAGUAAUCUCAUGAAAAGAAUUCUUGACAAAAUCUCAACUCAGUGGAAGACACUCAAGAAGGCUUUUUCUGAUCUAAACCAAGGCAAAAAUGGGUGGAUCUCAGAAGUAGAUCUCAAGAAGUAUCUAGUAAACUGGGGACUCAACAUAACAGAUGAACAAUUCACUGAAUUUUAUAACUUCCUUGACUAUGACAAAGAUGGACAUAUAACCUACGAAGACUUCAAGCAAAGUGUAGGGAGUGUGAUUUCACCAGUUGAAUUCCUAUAUUUUAGGCAAGAUCUCCCUCUCCAGAAAAUUGUUAGAUGCAAGCAUUCAAAUUGCUGGGAAGAGACGAAAGGAUUGGGAAAUUACUGUCACAUGCACAAGAAAAUCGUAACAGAUAAGACUUUAAGACUUGUGUCCAAGAUCCAAAAUGAGCUGGGCAGAGAGAAUUGGAGCUCAUUUGUUUCUGAUCUCAAGAAUGGAUGUGAUUCAGUGUACCAAUACCAGAUUACUAUUAAGAAUUUUUUCAAAAUCAUCAAGAAGUAUAAUAUUAAUGUAAAUCAAGAUGACAGGAAUGAAUUGAUAGAAUGCUUCCAUCUCAAAGACGAAGGGAAUGUGAAAGAAAUCAACGUCAGGCCUAUCUUUGAUUUUGGAAAAACUAAGGCUAUCAAUAAAAUCUAUAAAACCAUCGAUCUAGAGCAAAGAGAAGAUGAUGAAGAACUUAGCAUCAACCAAAAGAAGCUUAUGAUUAUUUCUGAAGAUGACUUUUUCAAAAUACUCACGCAAAAGCCUGCCAUGCUAGAUUUCUGGAAGAAUAUUAGAAAACAAGAUGCAGACUCUAAUGGAUUUCUAACUCUUACAGAACUUAGUUCAACAUUUCAGCUAUUUUAUCCAAAGUUGAAGGGUAAAAGUCUCUUCAAGAUUUUCAAACCUUUCACUUCCAUUCAAAACAAGCAGUUGGUUGAUUAUAAGAAGUUCAAAGAUUAUAUUGACGACAGGAUGGUGGCCUAUACAUCACAGUUUGUAAUGAAGAGUCCAUCAAAGUCAGAGAUUUCUAGAAAUAACUAUAUUAGGGAAUCUCACACAACUAAUCACAAGAAUCUCCCCACUCUUGCUCGUGAUAUAAAAUCUCCUUCAAUGCUGAGGAUGGAGCAGAUGAAGGAAGAUAUUUUGAGGGCAGCUGAUUCUUCACCUUUACUAAAAGCAUCUAAACAUUUAUCAAAGCCUCAUAACGAUAUUUCUUCUCCAAAAUUAGACAUUAAGAAGAGAACAGCCCUAGAUGGCCUUAUCAGUCCAAGAAGUAGUAGAGUCAGCAUACAGAGAGGCAAGAAUCAGCAGAGAUAUAACCAGAAUCUAAUCACUGGAGGAAAAAGAGUUCUCUCUCCUGAUGGAAUUAGUGGAAAGUCUAAAUUCUCCCAAUAUUCAACCUUCUCAGCUUCCUUCUUUCCUAAAUCUAACGAUGCUUUGAAACAGAAGUUGGAGUAUGAAUGGAAGAAUAUCUUCAGAUCUCUCAGUUCUAUUGACAUAAACUCAAGUGGAUUCGUAACAAAGAAGGAAUUCACAACUUGUAUUGAGAAGAAUGGAGUCUACCUAACCAGAGAUGAGUUGGCAAAGUUGAUCAAGGCUUAUUCCCAUAAUGGAGAAGUCAACUACGUUAAGAUUUCUACAGAAUUAGGCCUUCACAAAAACUCUUUUGAUUAUAUGAGGUCUAGCCUCAAGUAUCUUAAAAAUGCAUCCUUGUUGAAGUCUAUUCAAGGAAUUAAUGACAGUAAAUCCCAACUUGGAGAAUUCAUGAAAGGAGCCAAGACUGAUAGAGUUCAUAGAGAAUCAACCAAAGGCGCUAUUAAAUUUGUUUUAGAGAAUAAGAGAGAUGCCAUUGACAAGCUUAUCAAUGGAUUUGACAAAUCUCAUUCAGGAACUAUUGACAGGAAAGACUUCACGAACAUCUUGAAGACUAUGGGGAUUUACCUAGGCCCUACUGGGUUAGCUCAGCAUAAUGUGAAGGGGGACCAAAUUGACUAUAAUUCAUUCAUCCAUGCCCACACGGCCAAUUAA
This is a messenger RNA of Moneuplotes crassus, 2819 nucleotides long. The record is from the annotation of a GenBank genome assembly. NCBI's taxonomy places the organism in Eukaryota, Ciliophora, Spirotrichea, Euplotida, Euplotidae.